CGGCAGGGGAUCGGCGAGCCCAGCGUGUACCACGCCGUGGUGGUGAUCUUCCUGGAGUUCUUCGCCUGGGGGCUGCUGACCACGCCGAUGCUCACGGUGUUACACCAGACUUUUCCUCAGCACACGUUCUUGAUGAACGGCCUGAUCCAUGGAGUCAAGGGUCUGCUUUCUUUUCUAAGUGCCCCACUGAUUGGUGCUCUCUCUGAUGUCUGGGGCAGGAAAUCCUUCCUCCUCCUCACGGUCUUCUUCACGUGUGCGCCGAUUCCCCUCAUGAAGAUCAGCCCGUGGUGGUAUUUUGCUGUCAUUUCCAUGUCUGGAGUCUUCGCUGUCACCUUUUCUGUGAUUUUUGCCUACGUUGCCGAUAUCACACAGGAGCAUGAGCGCAGCACGGCGUACGGCUUGGUGUCGGCCACGUUUGCUGCCAGCCUGGUCACGAGCCCCGCCAUCGGCGCGUACCUCUCCCAAGCCUACGGCGACACGCUGGUGGUUGUGCUGGCCUCAGGGGUGGCUCUGCUGGAUAUUGGCUUCAUCCUGCUGGCUGUGCCGGAGUCUCUGCCGGAGGAGAUGCGCCCGGUCUCCUGGGGAGCUCCAAUCUCUUGGGAACAAGCGGACCCCUUUGCUUCCCUGCGCAAGGUGGGUCAGGAUUCUACCGUGCUGCUCAUCUGUAUCACCGUCUUUCUCUCCUACCUUCCGGAAGCCGGCCAGUACUCCAGCUUUUUCCUGUACCUCCGGCAGGUCAUCGGUUUUUCCUCGGAGACCGUGGCAGCCUUCAUCGGUGUAGUUGGAAUUCUCUCCAUACUGGCUCAGACAGUGGUGUUGGGAAUCCUCAUGCGUUCCAUAGGAAAUAAGAACACCAUCCUGUUGGGACUGGGCUUCCAGAUCCUGCAGCUUGCCUGGUAUGGCUUUGGAUCGCAGCCUUGGUAA
Eurypyga helias (sunbittern) is the source of this 924-nucleotide messenger RNA. Its product is annotated as hippocampus abundant transcript 1 protein-like. Gene Ontology annotation, biological process: transmembrane transport. The transcript is spliced from 8 exons. Gene Ontology annotation, molecular function: transmembrane transporter activity. NCBI's taxonomy places the organism in Eukaryota, Metazoa, Chordata, Aves, Eurypygiformes, Eurypygidae. Gene Ontology annotation, cellular component: membrane. The coding region runs from base 88 to 924 and encodes 278 amino acids. The record is from RefSeq and is a predicted model, not a curated record.